AACAAGUUUUGUGAGGUCGUCUCCUGUAAAUAAUAUAUCUCAUAGCUGUAGCGAUACACUGUAUUAUUUCACGUAUUUCCUAUGGAGAGUAGAUUUAUCUAAAUGCUGAUAGCAUACUGUAGACGGUGGCAGUCCUCUGCCAGCCUGCUUGCUAUCGCUCAGCUCGCUAGGCCAACUUUAGCGUGAUACAUAGCUGGUUAGCACGCUAGCAUUAGCUAGCCAUUUAGCUAAUCAGAGGUUAUUACGGGAGGUAUCUAGCUUGUUGUUAGAGGCCUGUAUCUAACUGAGAUGGACAUUUGAAAUGACAGUCGCCUGCAGCCGGUAACAGAACUGACGCCUAUCAAAGAACACAGGUCAAGCUUGCCUUGAUGUUGGACCCCCUGCCUAGCAUGCAGCCAUGAGCUCUGCCCUGUGGAGCCAGGAGAAGCCCAGUGGGGGCUUCAGGGAGGACUGGCGCUUCUACAUGGUCAUAAAGGAGUGUACAGUGGAGAAGCCUCCCCAGAAGACCCUGAGGAUCCCCCGUGGUAGUCUCGGUCAGGCCUGCCAGGAGCGCAACAGCCUGGGGCGAACACUGCCCCCAUGCAAGGGCAAAAAAAGUCUCCGUAUCCUUGACCAGACUAACGUGGUGCUGAGCCUUGAUGAGCGGGACGUCCUGGAGCUGGAUGAGAAGCUGGCUGAGCUGCUGUUUCCCAUUACCAACUGUGAGGAGCGGUAUGCCCUGCUUUGCAACAAGUCACGGCUAGAGCGUGUCCGAGAUAUUGACUGUGGUUCGAAGGUGCGUGUCCAGCUGCGUUCAGGAGAUGAACCUUUGCCUGGUGUGGUCCGCUUCAAGGGCUCGCUGCUCCCUGACAGAGCCCUCUCUGGAAUCUGGUUUGGAGUGGAGCUGCUGGAGGAGGGCCGGGGUCAGGGCUUCACAGAGGGCUCCUACCAGGGCCGCCAACUUUUCCGCUGUGAGGAUGAGUGCGGUGUGUUUGUGGCCUUGGACAAGCUUGAACUCUGGGAAGAUGAUGAUGACGAAGCUUUGGGCGAGCUGGAGGUGGACCAUGUCAAUCUGGUGGAAGAGGACCAGGACUUCCCUCCACUGGAGAUCAACUCCAGAGUCCUGGUGCAGACCAGGGACGGGCCAGAGAGAGGCACCAUCAUUUUUUGUGACUUGCUGCCAGGAAAUGAGAGCCUGGGCUACUAUGUGGGAGUUGACAUGGACAAUCCUAUCGGGGACUGGGAUGGUGUGUUUGAUGGGAAGUUGCUGUGUAAUUUUGCCAGUUUGGAGCACACUCGACUCGUCCCCAUCUGUGACGUAAUGCCAGGCGACAUGAGCGACUUUCAAAUUUACCCCCAAACAAAAGAAUAUUCCAUGCAGGACCAAAGGCUGCAAAAGCACAGUUUUGCCCCCAGAGGCACCAACAGUGACAAGUCAUCCUCUGGCCAAAGCAAACCAAAGAGCAAAGGAUUAAGUCAUCAGUGUGGAAGUAGAAGCAAGUCUGAAUUUUACUAUACUUUAAAUGGCAGCUCUGUUGACCCCCCAGCCCAGUCCAAAUCCAAAAGCACAUGGUACAUUGAUGAAGGUUCCUCUUGGAUGCGUGCUCGUACAUGCGUGGGCGCUAUACGCCCAGUGCCUGACACCCAAGAAUGUCCAGAACACAGCAAAGACAAACAAGCAGAGGUUGGGGAGGACCCCGCCAAGUCACUCACUGACACGCCCCCCGACUUCAACCAGUCCUCCCCGCCCUCCAGAGCCCCGCCCUCUGCCUCGUUGUCCAGCGACAACAAAUUCCACUCUCUGCCCUUCAGCCUGAAUCGUAAGACCGGGCCCAUUGACAGCAUGAGCCAUGGUCCUCUCUCCCUUUCUGUCCAGUCAGUGAUGGGAGAGCAGCCCGAGCCCCCAUCACCUGCUGCCCCUCCCUCGCCGCGGCCUUCGACGCCCCCCCGAGGACAACCAGGUCUGGAGGUGGGCUCUCUGGUGGAGGUGAAGGAGAACCCCCCUCUGUGUGGUGUCAUCCGCUGGGUGGGCCUGCCCCCUGGCCUGCUGGAGCCUUUGGCAGGGCUCGAGCUGGAGGAAGAGUGUCCCGGUUGCACUGACGGCACCUUCAAAGGUACGCGGUACUUCACCUGCCCACCCAAAAAAGCCCUGUUUGUAAAGCUCAAGUGCUGUCGGCCCGACUCCCGCUUCCCCUCCCUGCAUCACUCCUCCAACCCCAUAGAGCGCUGCAACUCCAUCGCAUUUGGGGGUUACCUAAGUGAAGUAGUACAUGAGAACACUCCUCCCCGCACAGAGAAUGAUGGCCUGGAUGUCAUGGUGGGAAAAAAGAAAGGCAUCCAGGGCCACUACAACUCCUGCUACCUGGAUUCCACCCUCUUCUGUCUUUUCUCCUUCAGUUCGGUACUGGACACAGUUCUGCUGAGACCUCGCUCAAAAACAGAUGUAGAGUAUUACAGAGAGACCCAAGAGCUGUUACGCACAGAGAUAGUCAACCCCCUGCGCAUACAUGGGUAUGUUUGUGCCACUAAAGUGAUGAAGCUAAGGAGGAUCCUGGAGAAAGUAGAAGCUGCAUCUGGCUUUACAUCUGAAGAAAAGGAUCCUGAAGAGUUCCUCAAUAUCCUUUUUCAUCACAUACUGAGGGUGGACCCGUUGCUCAAGCUAAGGUCAGCAGGGCAGAAGGUCCAGGACUGUUACUUUUACCAAAUCUUCAUGGACAAGAAGGAUAAGGUGGGAGUUCCCACCAUACAGCAGCUCCUGGAGUGGUCCUUCAUCAACAGCGACCUGAAGUUUGCAGAGGCUCCCUCCUGCCUUAUCAUCCAGAUGCCACGCUUUGGCAAGGACUUCAAAAUGUUCAACAAGAUUUUCCCCUCUCUAGAGUUAGACAUCACAGACCUUCUUGAAGACACUCCAAGGGAAUGUCGAAUCUGCGGAGGCCUGGCUCUCUACGAGUGUCGAGACUGUUAUGAGGAUGGGGAUAUCACGGCUGGCAAGAUUAAACAGUUCUGUGAAAAGUGCAAUACACAGGUUCACCUCCACCCGAGGAGGAAAACCCAUCGGCACAACAAACUGUCUGUCCCCAAAGAGCUGCAAGAAGGUACGGUGCGGCAGGGCAGCUUCCCCCGCCAGAGGAUGGAGCUGUUCGCCGUGCUGUGCAUCGAAACUAGUCACUACGUGGCCUUCGUCAAGUACGGCAGCGCGGAUUCCGCCUGGCUCUUCUUCGACAGCAUGGCUGACCGUGACGGAGGGCAGAACGGUUUCAACAUCCCCCAGGUGUCCCCCUGUCCGGAGGUGGAGGCCUACAUGAAAAUGACCCCAGAGGAGCUGCACACCCUGGAUCCCAAGAGCAUCCAGGGCCAGGCCAGACGCCUGCUGUGCGAUGCUUACAUGUGCAUGUACCAGAGCCCGACCAUGAGCCUGUACAAGUAGAAUCCUCUCCCCCAAACCCCCUCCGUCCCUGCCCCUCAGCCACACCACCUCCCCCUCCCCAAGGGCAGGAGAUUCCCAGAAAGACCAAAAAUGAAAAACAAACUAAAAGAAGAAAGGCUGCCUGCCAGCAGGGGUGCUGUCCGGAGUUAACCCUCUCCGCCCCACCGCUCCUCAAUGCCUCCCCAUCUCCAGAGGUUGGAGAGAUGGAAGAGAGGGGGAGAAGCCUAUUUGCACUGUGCAUUAGUUGAAGUGUCGUGUUCUUCAUGUAGUCCUAUGUAGCUUCCCUGUGUCUCACAGCUGAGCGUUGGUGGAGGAUGAUGAAGCAAAGGUAGGCCUUAUGAAGAUUCAUUCCCUCUUCAGGGAGGAAGGGGGAGAAGAAGGCAUGUUCGUGUCGACGCGGCUGACAAAACAUGUGCAACAAAAACAAGAUGAGCUAGUGGGAGGACCUCGGCCACCUCAUUUACCUUAAGAAAAGAGGAGUCCUGCUAUUCUUAAUCACUGUAGAAGAUGGGAGCUUUCCAUAACGCCACAUUAAGGAAGCAAUGCAGUGCGCAAAUCCUCAUCCAACCUGUGUGUACUGUUCUUAAAACUUGUGUAAAAUCUCUUAGUAGCAUUGAUUUCUCCAGGUAGUCACAUCAACAGUAUAGAUGUCACCCUACUGUGCAGUCGCAUUAAUACCAGAGUAUUCUCUUCUCUGUGAACCGGUUUGCAUAUAUCCCCAUCACGCUGUGUAAAUGUCUUUACAGUACAUGUUUUGCAGAAACAGAUGUAGCCAUUGUAAAAGUCUCACGUUUUACUGCAUACUUGCUCAACCAAUGCUGCACUUUUGCUCCAUCCCCAAGUGGACCUAUCAGGAAACAUUUAGGUUUUUGCUCUUUUUUUUCCCCCAUUGGAAGUCACAGUGAGUGCUAAUUUGUUGGUUGGGAGACAUCAGAGUUUUGUGUUACAGAAUACAAAUGUGCUUCUCCUCUGUAGCUGUAAAGAACGCUCUGCAUUGCUAAUGCAGAGUAGAUGCCAGAUAAAUGCAUGAAGGGAGACUUGUACAAUGGCUCCUGUUGUAAAGCUGGUUGGUGGAGCACUCCAUGCAUUCAUAGGGUCAAUGAGGUGAAAUACUGGAAAAGUCUGGUUGUUUUCUUUAAAGUAAGGGAGUAUGAUGUGGAGAAUUUCACAUGCAGUGUUUUACAGUCUCCGAUUGUUGCGUUAAUGACUAAAUCUAAAUUAUAUUUUAUGUUUACAAAGCCUUUUUUCUGCCCGUCAUGGCAAGUUUUGACUCUCGCUGCCUUCCAUGAAGAUGUGACAUCAGCCAUGCAACAGAUAACAAAACAAUUGUGAUCAAAUAUUAUUAUUUAUUAUAUUCUAAUCAUAUUACAAACUGAUAUGUCGUCCCUUUCUAAGAAAAUGAAACAGGGUUAAAGAUACUGGUUUGGGUACUCUUUGUCCUCUUUCACAGUAUAUUGAAGUGAGUUAUUGUAGUUUACGGCGUCUCAUAACAACUACUGAAUGUUAAUAGUGGCACGUUGAACAGUGUAGAGUUAACAAAGGGUGGGUAAUGAAUCAGGCACAAGGCUGGUAACCUUGGGGCACCAUGUAUAUGUAUUUAAUGAAAAACAUUUUAAUUAAAAAAAAAACCCUUGAUUCCAUUGCAUUUUAAAGUAUACCUAAAGCAUACCAAUCAUUCCGUGGAUUAAGAUAUAAAGUAGUUGGUUUUUAUAUAUUACACUCAAUUGGAUAAAAUCAAGAAACUGCCCAUGUUGGCAUCAGCAUUAUAUAUAUAUUUUUCCUAAAUCACAACUCAAUCAUUGAUUCAGUUGUGAGUAUAAAAUAAGUGUGUACGGCCGUUUUUAUAAAAUAGGUUCCAGCUGACAACCUUCAUUUUGCUCUGUGGUUGUUUCCACUGUCCCAGGGAUCCUGACAGGAGGGGACCUUCCUGUGUGAACUUUUUCUGCACUGCUGAAGCUUGUCACUGACUGGAGCCUUGUUCUCUAUGAGAGAAGUCUCACAACAGAGGAUGGGAUUUUUUUUUCUGUUGCAUCUGUACAGUAUAGACAUGUAACGGGUGGAAAAUUAAUGUCAGUGAUGUUCCUGUAAAUGUUAACAAAAUAAAGCCCAUUUUUAAGGGUACACUGCAUGUUCUGAGUGAUGUGAUGGAAGAUUGUGCAUGUUUUGAAUGAGUGACUAGUGUAGAUGAGCACUGAAACAGUACUGAGACAAGGUGGAAAUCCGCCAUGUAGAAUAGGUUACUGCCAGAUAAUUUGCUAUUUCCAUUUGCAAAAUUUUUACAUACAAUAUAUUGCCUUUAUAUGAACAUUAUAUUACUAUUUCACUCCAAGAAGUAACUAAUAAUAAUAAUUGAUAUAAUCAAUCAGCAAUGCAUAUCCCAUUAGAAAUUACUGGGGACUUUCACAAACAUUUCCCUUUUUUUAAAGACCAAACUUGGAGGCAGAAUAUGUCAUUUUCUAAUGUUGGGGUCUCUCAAACAAAACAAAAAGGAAAGACAGAGUUUGAUAAAGUAGUGUGGGAUCACUGGAGUUGUUAUCUCCACCACUAUAGCCAUCAUUGGUGUCAGUUUCUUCCAAUUAGGGUUCCUUCAGCAUUCAUCCUUCAGGAGGUUUUUAUCAGGAGCCAAAUGAUCAGAUAUCUCCUCCAAAACAAACAGACCAGGCAGCUUAUUUAAACUGGUUAAAAACACUGAAUAAAGCACAGAUUUGGGGUUGGGUUUGGACAUUUCAACAACAUUUUGGUGCAAUGUAAGUACAUAUCACAAAACAUAACAUAGGUUUAGUUCUGUUAAGGCAUUGUAAUGUGGAAAUGCUACAUAUUUUGAGAAGUGUCAAUACAUGAUGACGUCACUGUUUUGUGUAGUCAAUGUGACGCUACAAUGUUCAACCCGGGAGUUCAGAUUGAUAAGAGUUCAGACUUUUAAGACCUACUCACAUCUAGUGACCUGCAGUAUAUACUAUAAGACAUAAUUCAAAAAGCACUUCUUUUACAUAUGAAGGCCACCUAGGCUUAUAAAUGCUCUCAAAAGAAUUGGGGUCAGUUUUUGCUGAUCCUCUGACUGUUAUGAUGUUAUAUGCGUUGUAUGAGCCUAAACACAGGGAGUUGUAGCAGUUUUACAGCCACUUCGCUGACAAUGAUUGGGUACUGAUGGACACUUAAGAAAAAACCUGAAGACCUUCCAAAGUAGCGUUUACAACUGGAUAUUAAGUUGUUUUGCUGAUAUUACUGCCCUCCAGCAAGUUGAUGUACAGAAUGCUGCAGCACGUUUCAAUGUAGACUGUUUUUUCUGGAUUCUGUUUUUGUUGCUGCUAAAAUAACGUUCUUUACCUCAAAACUCAGAAACAGUGUGACAUUGUUUCUGUACACUGAAACUUUCUGUGCUGUACAUGUCCUGUGUAUAUGGCCAUAAGUUUAUCUACACAAUAAUUACAUUCUUUGUUGGUAGCUCUGUGUGGUUACCUAUAAAUGCUUGCAUUUUAGUGUCUCUGCUGGCCUUGAAGUGAAAAUCUCACACAUUAUAACACUAUUAGGAAAAUAAAAAUGGUGAGAUAGAUGGCUGGCCUUGCGAGUGCUCUACACUGGGGGUGAGAGUGGCAGAGCUGUAUGUUUUCCAUCAGAUGUCACUUUUUUAUUAUUGUUAUUAUAUAGUCAUUCAUGGGCCUUUCUUUAAGAUGUAGCAGUAAGUCGUUGUUAACCUGCUUUUGGGUGUAUUUUUCAAUGUUUUAGGUGUUUGUUAUCCACUCCUACAAAGAUCUGGUUCUUUAACUGAUAGGAUUAACAUGAUCAAGCCCAAUUUAGUCUUCUGACGCAGUGAUCAUCCGCUGACUUGUAAACGUCCAACAACAAUAUGACCACAGCUUGUUUACAGGAAGAUGAGAAAGAUUACAGUGGUCUGUUGUGACCACUUGGUUGGCUUUAGUUUUCUAUCUGGCCUAUAUGUUCAGAUUAAGUCUCCAUUCAGUGACCCAAUUCCCCAGACAACCUCUGACAAAACGACACCCCGAGAUAAAUCGGCAUGUAUUAUACAUGCAUCUCCCCCACAGGAACCCUAUUCCACACCUUCCCCCGUUUAGUUUUUAGUCAAACUUGAAACCAGCUUAGCAAGCUGACUUCAGAAGUGCCAGAUAAGUAUUUGUCAACAGAACAGCUGGCACACAAUGCCCUCUUGUAGCUUUAUGCCACAGCAUAUGCCAGCCGCUCGUAGCGUGUGGUAAUUUAGCCGGGGCUGGUUCUACAGGAACAGAUGGGCUCAAGUAUUGUUAUUCUCGCUCCAGCUCAGGGCCCCUGGGGGGAAUCACUAAAUAAAAUCAAAGCAGAUGGACCUCUCUGGGCUAGGCUGUGUUUAUGAUAAACAGCCAGUGUCCAUCUAACACCUUAACCCCACCCUUUCAAACAAACUAACAGGAAACAGGAUUACAGUAGUUUAACCUCACCUGCUCUGGGUUUCAGCUCUCCAUUCACCCAAACAGAAGGCAAACAAACCCAAACAAACACAAGACAGGAAGUACACUAUGACUUAACCUAUGCUGUGCAGAUUUAAAAUAAUUUCUACCCAUCACAACAAGUCCUUUUUACCCCAUUGACCUUAAACUGAAAAAUUCUCUCAAAACAGAGAGACUUUCCUGUCUGACUUCCCUGUUCUUUCUCACUGACAGAGGACUGUUUUGUUCUUUUAUAACCUUGUCAAGAUUUCAUUGCUGUGGUUCUCACAUCUGCGCCAUGGACACAAGCCUUGGUGGCAGUAUGGUCAUAGUAAACAGUAAUAUGGUGUGUCCCCCGUUGUUAUACAAUACAUGAGAAUGCAGGACAGUUCUCACUUAGCACUGAACUCCAAAUCUACUUUCAUUCCCAUGGGAAAAGACGUCAGUAAACAAAGGAAUCCUAUCAGUGCAGAAGGAAGGUAAAUGUCUACGGUCAUUAAGACAACAGGAAAGCAGUGAUUUCCGGCACUAAAGAUGAAAAAGAGUGGAGCAUGAAUGGUUUUAAACCAAUCAGUCCUAACUCAAUAUACCACUUAGGUGUUGUUUUAACUCCAUCAUGAUAACCAGCUUUAUUUACUGUCUUCAAAGGUCAGUUUCUGAUCAAGUCAAAGUAGUGUAAUCAACCUAAAUGUUUAGCCAAAAGUAUUAACUCAGCAGUUACUCCGUCACUGUAAGCGAUGUGCAAAAUCUUUUUUUUACUUUUUCUUCAGGCUUCACCAGACAGUUGUUUUUCAUCAUUACCCAGAUCGGUUUUCUUUCCGUUGACACAUGCCCCUCCAAAAUUACACUCAGCCAGACAUUUAUCCUGUCUAUUUAUUUAAUUCAUCAGUUGAGGGACACAAGUGCCUCUGGCUUCUAUGUUGUCAGGACACAAAAUCUGCAUUUCUGUCUCUUUUGAUUGUUGUAGCUUACUUUUUCAAAUGAAUGGGAGCAGGCAUCCACACGUUUUAUCUGUUCUUAUUUUUUCCUAUAUUUUUGAGUGCCACUAGCACUAGGGAUGUAUGAUAUAUAUUGGGUGAAUAAAGUAUCAGACAAUAUUGGCAAAUUUAUAUGAUUAUGUAUUAUUCCAAUAAUGAAAUUAUAGCCAAUAAAUUGUUGGCUGAUAAUACAAAGUGAAAUUUUAUUGACUUAACAAUCGUCUACAGCAUCUACACACUCC
This is a messenger RNA of Centropristis striata (black sea bass), 9046 nucleotides long. It is a transcript of the gene cyld, whose product is annotated as cylindromatosis (turban tumor syndrome), a. Gene Ontology annotation, molecular function: K63-linked deubiquitinase activity; cysteine-type deubiquitinase activity. The record is from RefSeq and is a predicted model, not a curated record. The coding region runs from base 398 to 3406 and encodes 1002 amino acids. Gene Ontology annotation, biological process: positive regulation of extrinsic apoptotic signaling pathway; regulation of mitotic cell cycle; regulation of intrinsic apoptotic signaling pathway. NCBI's taxonomy places the organism in Eukaryota, Metazoa, Chordata, Actinopteri, Perciformes, Serranidae. Gene Ontology annotation, cellular component: cytosol. The transcript is spliced from 19 exons.